AUGCAACCACCAAUCCUUCUUUGAUUUUGGCUGCUACCAAAAAGUCUACUUAUAAUGAAUUAAUUGAUUCUGCUAUAGAAUAUGCGAAGAAGAAAGAAGGCAUCAUUCCAGGUCGUGUUUCUACUGAAGUAGAUGCUAAACUUUCGUUCAAUACUGAGGCGACAAUCAACAAAGCUAGACGUCUUAUCAAACUUUAUGAAGAAGUUGGUAUUGAUAAGUCUCGCGUAUUGAUCAAGGUUGCUUCAACUUGGGAAGGAAUUAAAGCUGCUGAGAGACUCGAAAAAGAAGGGAUUCAUUCGGGCGUAACUCUAAUCUCCCCCUUCGUUGGCCGAAUUCUUGACUGGUACAAAAAAAAUACCGGUCAAACUUAUGAUGCCAAAAGUGAUCCUGGUGUGAAAUCUGUCACUAGAAUCUAUAAAUAUUAUAAACAACAUGGAUAUAAAACUAUUGUAAUGGGCGCAAGUUUUCGUAACACUGGUGAAAUUGAAGAAUUAGCCGUUACUUAUGACGAAAAUUCAUUUAGGUGGGACCUCAACGAAGAUGCAAUGGCCACUGAAAAACUUUCUGAAGGCAUUAGAAAGUUCGCCCAAGAUAAUCAGGCUUUAAAGAAUGAAUUAAGAAAACAUUUUGUCUAG
Racocetra fulgida is the source of this 635-nucleotide messenger RNA. The record is from the annotation of a GenBank genome assembly. Lineage: Eukaryota; Fungi; Glomeromycota; Glomeromycetes; Diversisporales; Gigasporaceae.